GGCUGGGUUUCAAAUUCAAGGCAAAGCAAUUGAGCUCAGCCUGCUGCAAUUCGGUUCCGAGGGGCAAGCACGUAAUGGAGUUGCCGGAGCCUGGAGUCGGAAAAGUCGGUGACUUAGAGGAAGCAGGGGAGACCGGACUCUGCCGGCGAUCACCGGCAGUAUCGGUAGCAGCGGUUCUACCUGCCGGAGGAAGCGGUGAAAGGUUGGGUGGCAGCACUCCGAAGCAAUUUUGUCUCAUGCUGGGGAGGCCGCUCAUUAGCUAUACCGUGCAGGCAAUAGAAAGAAUCAACUGGAUUUCUGAUGUUGUUGUUGUGGUCUCUUCAGAAAAUAUUGAAAUAAUGAAAUCUAUUAUUAGAAAAUAUGGCCAUGAGCGGACAACGGUAGUAGAAGGAGGACUAACCCGUCAUAGAUCUAUUUUCAAUGGAUUGAAAGUAUUUGUAAAAGGCAACACAUUCUGUGCUCCAUUCCACAAACCAGAAAUAAUAGUAAUCCAUGAUGCUGUCCGACCAUUUGUUGAAGAGGAUAUUCUUUUUAAAGUGGUUAUGGCUGCCAAAGAGCAUGGGGCAGCAGGAGCAAUCCGUCCUCUUGUUUCCACAGUUAUUGCUUCCACCACAAAUGGAUGUUUAGACCAUUCACUAGAUCGUGGCAAAUACAGAGCAAGUGAAAUGCCUCAGGCUUUCUUAUUUGAUAAAAUUCAUCAAGCAUAUCUUCAGUGUAGUGACUAUGAUCUGGAUUAUGGAACAGAAUGUUUGCAUCUAGCUCUAAAAUAUAACAAAAUAAAUGCUAAGCUUAUUGAAGGAUCUCCUGAUCUAUGGAAGGUAACUUACAAGUGGGAUCUUUUUGCAGCUGAUUGUUUAAUCAAAGAUACUAUAUCACAGGAAGUUUGCAUUAUUACUGACAUAAAGGAAGAUGCUGUGCAAGUGGGAUUUCUCCUGAAUGAAAAAAUGAAGAGUCGUGUAAAACAUGUUCAAAAUGUAGCAAUCACCCUUCAUAAAAAUGAUAACCUACAAAAUAUUUUGUUAGGACAGUGCUACAACUUUAUUUGUAUAAAUAAUAAACUGCAUGGCUUGGAGGAAAUCUCAUUGCUGGUAGACAAACUUGAAAACAUGGGUGCUUUGGUUUUGUACCCUGUUGUUCUCAUUUUGGUAAACAUGGGCACUUUAGAAAAUACAUCUUUUAACACUGGAAUUGAAAGCUUAACUAUACUUGCAAAGGAAGUGAAAAAGAAAAAUAUCUUACUUUAUGGUCUCUUUAUACAGUAUAAAAAGGAAAGUCUAAAACUUCAAGAGACCAUGGAUUCAGCAGCUGCACUUAUUACUAUAUUAAUAAGAGAACGAAAUCCUGCAUUUGUUGGUCAGCUUCUAGUAGCAUGAAAAAUAAUUUUUCAGUUAUUUGUGUUUGAAAGUAAAGAUUUUUUUAACAAUUAAAAACUAGGGUUUGUCACUAAUAUAUUUAGCAUGAAAUAAAAAUAUUUUAAUAAAUAUAUUUAUAAUAAAUACAGAAGAUUCAGUUGCAUGUUGUCUCAAGUGCCUUGAGCAGAGAGGAGUGUUAUGAA
Molecule: messenger RNA, 1555 nt
Organism: Protobothrops mucrosquamatus (brown spotted pit viper)
Lineage: Eukaryota; Metazoa; Chordata; Lepidosauria; Squamata; Viperidae
Gene: CRPPA
Product: CDP-L-ribitol pyrophosphorylase A
Exons: 10
Coding region: 75-1373 (432 amino acids)
Biological process (GO): isoprenoid biosynthetic process; protein O-linked glycosylation via mannose
Cellular component (GO): cytosol
Molecular function (GO): D-ribitol-5-phosphate cytidylyltransferase activity
Source: RefSeq, a predicted model, not a curated record